AUGGCUUUGGGCACGGCUCAGAUCUCUCAGUACGGUUUCGUGAUCUACAACAAACGUGACAACUUUCCCGAGCUCAUGGACGGAUUCAGCAGCGCGUUGGCAAGUACGCUACUCUUUGCCAAGCUCAUUAUCCUGUGGGUGAAUCAACGAAAGUUUAGCGAUAUAUUGCGAAUAAUGACAGCGGAUUGGCAGGGUCACACUUCGAACCAACGAAACAUGAGCAUAAUGAUGAAAACGGCAUUUCUCGCACGCCGCAUGUCCAGAAUCAUCAUUUUCAUAAAUGUUUCUACCGUGUUGUUGUACUGCCUCGGGGUCCUUGCCGCUAAUGCGAGCAAUCCCGAGAAAUGGGAGCCGUGCAAUCGAGAGCUCAUCCUGAAGAUGAAAUUCCCGUUUGAAAUUAGCACGCAUCCUAUCUACGUAGCUAUCACGGUGGUACAAAUCAUCCUCCUGUUGUGCAUCGGUUGCGGCAAUGGCUUUGUCAACACACUUCUCAUCAAUUUGAUACUUCAUAUCGAUGGUCAAAUAGAUAUUCUUCAGGACUGGAUGAAGAGAGCUUUCUCCAGGAAAGAGUCGAAAUCGUCGAACGAGAUUACACCACAGCUGUUGAUCACGAAGCACCAGCAAAUUAUCAUGUUUUCGGCGAGCAUUGAGAAUAUAUACUCAUACAUCGCAUUCAUGAUAUUAUUGUCGGACACCGUGAUUAUUUGUCUCAUAGGAUUCGUCAUUGCCGUUUCGCUCGAUAAGCCCAAUGCCGCGGUAAUAGUGGUGAAGUCUUUCAUGUUUUACCUUACGAUGAAUCUGGAUGUGUUUACAUACUGCUACGCCGGCGAGUAUCUGAGCACGAAGAGCAAAAUGAUCGGCGACGCAGCGUACGAUUCUCUCUGGUAUAAUAUAGCGCCGAAAAGCAGCCGAAUCGUGUUGCUCGUAGUUUUGCGAUCGCAAAAAAGAUUGACGAUUACAUGCGGGAAGAUCAUGGAUCUUACCUUGGAACGUUUCACUAGUGUUGUGAAGGCAUCAGCCUCAUACAUGUCGGUGCUUUUGGCGAUGUACUGA
Dinoponera quadriceps is the source of this 1053-nucleotide messenger RNA. RefSeq names its product odorant receptor 13a-like. Gene Ontology annotation, molecular function: odorant binding; olfactory receptor activity. Gene Ontology annotation, cellular component: plasma membrane. The record is from RefSeq and is a predicted model, not a curated record. The transcript has 6 exons. NCBI's taxonomy places the organism in Eukaryota, Metazoa, Arthropoda, Insecta, Hymenoptera, Formicidae. The coding region runs from base 1 to 1053 and encodes 350 amino acids. Gene Ontology annotation, biological process: sensory perception of smell; detection of chemical stimulus involved in sensory perception of smell.